Trichoderma harzianum CBS 226.95 is the source of this 670-nucleotide messenger RNA. RefSeq lists its product as hypothetical. NCBI's taxonomy places the organism in Eukaryota, Fungi, Ascomycota, Sordariomycetes, Hypocreales, Hypocreaceae. Bases 248 to 421 code for a protein of 57 amino acids. The record is from RefSeq and is a predicted model, not a curated record. The transcript has a single exon.
CGACGGCGAAAAGGUCAUUCGUAUUAUAAGUAGUAUCAAGAUAUCAAGAGGCGAUUCAGCCGUUUAGUCUCAAAUAAACCCGUCUUCGUAAGAACUCACGCCGCUUGUGCGGAUUCCACCCGUCAUAUGUUCAACCAGCAUCUUUCCAAAGAUCAGCCUCAACCACAAGAUUCCCGCAGAGCAGUUCAACCUCCCAAAUAACAGGCCAAAAUAACUUAGAUUCUUAAUAUCCCGAAAAGAUUACUCCAUGUCCAAGAAUCUCGUAUCCUCAAACCCAUUCACUCACCCAUCAUCCUCUCCACAAAAGCCGUCGUCAUCUCCCAUACCCAAACCGUCACAACACAGCCACCACAACCUCAACCUCCCUUCCAUCCAACACAACUCACAACACAACUUCACCUCUUCUCAGCCCUUCCCAUAGAAACCUCCAAAAAUCCAUCCUCACCCUCCCUUCCACCAUUCUUCUCCAAAAACAAUCCCCUCCCAACACCAAAAAACACAAGAACCAACACCCCAUCACCCAACAACCCAAACAAUAAAAACCCUCCCAAAAACUCCAAUAAAAAAAAGACAAACCACAAAAAAGAAACACAACCCAAUCACACUCACCCUCCCUCCCCAAAAUGGCAAUUCAUCUUCCCCGAUGCGGAUAGGUAGCCAAAGGAAGUAA